Messenger RNA from Poecilia reticulata (guppy), 3637 nucleotides. The record is from RefSeq and is a predicted model, not a curated record. Lineage: Eukaryota; Metazoa; Chordata; Actinopteri; Cyprinodontiformes; Poeciliidae.
UAUUAGCAGAAAAUGAGAAAUAGUCAAAAUAACAAAACAGACGUUCGCAGUGCUAUGAGAGCUCAAAUAAUGCAAAGGAAACAAGUUUAUAUUCAUUUAGAAACAACAAUACUAAUGUUUUAACUCAGGAAGAGUUCAGGAAACAACAUUAGGUAGAAUAACCAGGAAGUUUUUAAUGGGGUUCAGUGCGGUGGCUCUUAAUUUUUUCCAGAGCUGUAUGUUCAUCCAUUGAUUAUUUACAUUUAUAUAAAUGGAUUGCCUAUGUGCUAUUACAAAUUAUGAUUCUUAAAAAAGCAAUUUUGGAUUAAAGCACUGAACUCAGGACCAGUUUAUGCUGCACUUACAGCAUAAACUGGUCCUGCACCACUUUUAAUCUAAAAUUACUUUUCUUAUUCUUAGUUUUAACUGAAUGUUGUUCAGAGUGAAGAAAAAAAAAACUAACAAGUGAAGCUUAAGAGUUACUUACACACAAAUUUGAUAUCAAAUACAAACCAUUGGAGGCUUACAGCAUUUGCUCUGUCAGGGUUUAGGUGAAGGUUACUGUCACAUGUAGUUACUGUCACAUGUGGUAGCUUGGCCAAGUUUAAUCCUUUUCAAACCCCCAAAGCUCUGAAAGAAGCAGCUGAUUUGUGUAUUUUUUUUCUUUGGGGUUUUUUCUGGUGCAGCAUCCAUCAACACUCGGCGUUUGUGUCCGCGCUGCAGCAUCUGGCUGUCUUUGUUGUGGCGAGUUGGGAGGUCAAGCCACAGUGGAGUCUCUCUUCAUGUGGCAGCUGUGCCGUUAGGUUUGGUUGUCCACUGUGGAUGCGGGUACCAACUCAGAUGUAAAGCUAGGAAACUGUGGUCAAACACCUUGUUUUUUUUUUUAGCAUUUUCUUAUCUUUUAAAAAUUUUAUCUGCAUGUGAAAACAAGGCAGCUUCCUUGUUCGAGUGCUGAAAGCGUUUCCUUUUAAACUGAAAAUGGAAAAUGGUGAUGUGGAUGGCAUUGAGGCAAAGAUAUGAGUGAGCAAAACUUUCCAAAACAAAACUUUAAAAAGAACAAAAAAAAAAAAAAAGCCCAACUGGUUUCGAUGCUUUUAAAGAUACAAAACCUCAAACAAAGAGCUCUUUGGUUCUGUUUGGGUUUAAUGGUUUGAGUCGAUUAACAAUAAAUCUCAAUUUCGAUUUUUAUCUUCAUUUGCCUUUCUCGAGACUUCCUCUGUGUGCGCUUAAGCUGCUGCAUUGUGAUCGUUUCUGGCUGAAACCUGCAGGUUUGUUCUUCUAUCACGGAAAUUUUCCAGACUGCAUGAUUUUAAUCUUUUCUGUGUCGUCAUGUUAGACGGCACCAAGUUUACCUCCAAUUCCCAAGUCAACACACACAAAUACGGUUUAGAAGUAUUUAGGUUUAAUUUAUCCCCAGACAGUGAAUUACUGUCUACUGAAGGGGAUUUAUUUUUUUUAUAAACAUUGAACCCUCUGAAGUAGAGGGAAUCAUCUAGAACCAAAGAGCACCUGUUCAACGGAAGAGCGACAUGCUGGAGAAAUGAGGCUGUGAGGGCGGACUGCAGUUUCCUGUUGUGGCUUUGUCACCAGUUUGUUAAUCUGCAAACUACAUGCAAUCUUAAAGUGUGGGUGUUUAAAGCUGAAUGUCUCAUCCAGACGUAUAAUUCCCCUCCCAGCUCCUCGCCGCUAAGCUGAAACUCCUGAAAUACGCGAUUCGACUUAGAGCCGCCGUCUGACCUGGAGCCCAACAACGAGCCGGAAUAAAAAGAGUUUUCUUCAUCAAUAUUCCUCCAGAACUUCAAGAGCAGGUACAGAUUGACUCCUCCCAGGCCUCAACAUGUCGGUCGACCCCGCGGUUGAGCUGCCCUUCUUCUACGGCAGCAUCAGUCGCUCGGACGCCGAGCAGCACCUGAAGCUGGCCGGCAUGUCGGACGGCCUCUUCCUGCUGAGACAGUGCCUCCGCAGCCUCGGAGGCUACGUCCUGUCUGUGGUCUGGAACCUGGAGUUUCACCACUACACCAUAGAGAAACAAUUGAACGGGACUUACUGUAUCUCCGGAGGGAAGUCUCACUGCGGCCCCGGGGAGCUCUGCGAGUUUUACAGCAAGGACCCCGACGGGCUGGUGUGUCUCCUGAAGAAGCCAUGUCUGCGUCCUCCGGAGAUGCCCGUAAAGGUCGGCGUUUUCGACAAAAUGAGGGAGAACAUGCUGAGGGAGUACGUCAAGCAGACCUGGAACCUGGAGGGAGAAGCCAUGGAGCAGGCAGUCAUCAGUCAGGCUCCUCAGCUUGAGAAGCUGAUCGCCACCACCGCCCAUGAACAGAUGCCCUGGUAUCACGGAAAAAUAGCUCGACUCGAAGGGGAGAGGAGGCUUUACUCUGGAGCACAGCCAGACGGCAAGUUUCUUGUCAGAGACAGAGACGAGGCUAAUUCGUUUGCGCUCUCUGUGAUGUACGGGAAAAUGGCUUACCAUUAUCAGAUCCAGCAGGACAAAUCAGGGAAGCUGGCUAUGCCGGAGGGAACAAAGUUUGACACAUUGUGGCAGCUGGUCGAGUAUCUGAAGAUGAAGCCUGAUGGUCUGGUAACUGUCCUCGGGGAGGCCUGCGUCAACGGCAGAACUGUAGAACAGAAACCCAGUGUUCCUUCAGAAAGGCGACCUCGAAAAAAUGCAUACACACCACCACCAGGAGCUGCUGCGCUGGCCUCAAAGAAAGUUACCCCUUCUGAGCGCGACCUUCUGCCCAUGGAUUGUGAUGGAUUUAACCCCUAUCACAACCCGAAUGAGAUCAAGAAAUUCAACAUCCAGCGGGACCAGCUGAUGAUUGACGAGGUGGAGCUCGGCUCUGGAAACUUUGGCUGCGUAAAGAAGGGAGUCCUCAGGAAAGAAUCAGGACAGGUAGACGUGGCCAUCAAGGUGCUGAAGAGUGAAAAUGAAAAGCUGGUGAAGGACGAGAUGAUGAGGGAGGCAGAGAUCAUGCACCAGUUGGACAACCCGUUCAUCGUCCGCAUGCUGGGCCUGUGCAACGCCGAGCACCUGAUGCUCGUCAUGGAGAUGGCGGCAUCCGGUCCGCUCAACAAGUUCCUCUCCACCAAAAAGGAAACUGUGUCUGUGGAGGACAUCGUCAACCUGAUGCACCAGGUAUCGAUGGGGAUGAAGUAUUUGGAGGAGAAGAACUUUGUGCACAGAGAUCUGGCAGCUCGCAACGUCCUGCUGGUUAACCAGCAAUUUGCCAAAAUUAGUGACUUUGGGCUUUCCAAGGCGCUGGGAGCAGAUGACAACUACUACAAAGCUCGUACAGCAGGUAAAUGGCCACUGAAGUGGUACGCUCCAGAAUGUAUAAACUUCCACAAAUUCUCCAGUAAAAGUGACGUGUGGAGCUUUGGCGUCACCAUGUGGGAGGCCUUCUCCUACGGAGGAAAACCCUACAAGAAAAUGAAAGGUCAGGAGGUCACGGCCUUCAUUAACAAUGGGGGCCGUAUGGAGCGUCCGCCAGUGUGUCCAGAGAGGAUGUACACACUGAUGAGAGAGUGCUGGACACAGUCCCACGAGGAUCGCCCCGACUUCAAGAAGGUCGAGGAGUCCAUGAGGACUUAUCAUUACUCCAUUUCCAGCAAGGCCAAGACUGAGGGAGCCGAAGCUGCUGCCAUGCCUAGCAAGUAG